This is a messenger RNA of Neltuma alba, 465 nucleotides long. RefSeq names its product heavy metal-associated isoprenylated plant protein 12-like. The coding region runs from base 97 to 465 and encodes 122 amino acids. The transcript has 3 exons. Gene Ontology annotation, molecular function: metal ion binding. NCBI's taxonomy places the organism in Eukaryota, Viridiplantae, Streptophyta, Magnoliopsida, Fabales, Fabaceae. The record is from RefSeq and is a predicted model, not a curated record.
CUUACUAAAUUCUAAUCUUCCUCUUCUCCACAACCUACCUUCCCUUUGUCUUUCUCGUCUGCUCUGAAUUUAGCUUCAACACAGCAAUAUACGCAAAUGACGAUGAAGAAAAUAGUGUUGAAGGUGGAACUACACGGUGAAAGAACCAGGCAAAAGGUCAUGAAAACAACCUCAGGCAUUUCAGGAGUUGAGUCAGUGAACGUGGACAUGAAGGACAAGAAAUUAACUGUAACAGGAGACAUCGACCCAGUUAAGGUGGUGGAAAAGCUAAGGAAGUUGUGUCAUACAGAGAUAGUAUCUGUUGGAGCAGCCAAAGAGUCUGAGAAGAAAGAAGAUAAAAAGAUAAAGAAUAUAGCUAAAAUGAUAGUGCCUCCUCCUUCGAGCUACAGCCAUGUUUAUUAUCCUCCACCUUAUUAUGUUGGAACUGUGGAUGGGUAUCCUAAUAGUGGCUGUGUCAUCUGCUAA